UACACAGAGAUGCCAUGCUCAUAAACCAGAUUUCAGUUAUACAAAUCCUAUUAAAAGCAUUGUUUCAAUGUUUUAAUCAAAAGACUAUAAUCAGUGAAUUGCUUUAAGAGACAAAACAAACAAACCCAGGUAGAAAUAUUUAUCAUUGUGGAUCUUAUAUUUUAUUGUAUACAAAAAUAAUAAAAGUUCUCAUUUAUACUAAUUAAAACCAGAAAAAUAAAAAAAAUGUAUGCUCAUGAAAAGCUGUUUUUUGGGGGGGGGUUAGUGGCAAUUAUAUUAUCACCUAUUUAUAGGCCUUUUUACCAGCACAGCAUGUGUGCAUUUGCAUAAUGCUGACAGCUUUAUCAACUCUUCCUAUUUUGUUCAUUGCUAGAGUGGAAAAUGUGGUGAGAAGCAGCUUCCCUAUUCUGACAGGCUACAGUCACAGUCAACACUUUACUUAUCUGGCAGAAGUUAAGAACAGCCACGCAGCAGCACUAUAUGACAGGGCUGUACUAUAAACAUGCUAGUAAAGUCAAUUAUUAAAGGCUGAGUUAAAGACAGCAAAUGUAUGGAUAUAUUGAACGCUCGUAAACUGGCUCAUUUGGAAAUUAGUUCGAAUAAUGGGUAAUAUGCCGGCGAUACUGAAGUCUAGAGAGGACUUCGUACAGACUACGACCACUGCCAAUCUUCCAUCAAGCGUAAGUGAAAAGGAGCCAGCAGUGGUGUUGAGUGACUAUCCUCCCCCUGAAAUUUGCGAGCCCCUGUUCAGGACAGGAGACUGGCUGAGACUCGUUUCUGAAGAGGGCUACUGGGUGAAGGUUUACUCUCUCCAGACAAGAGAAGAAAACUACAUCCCACGCUGUCAUGUAGCUAAGGUUUACCAUGGGUGGUUGUUUGAAGGUGUUGCACGACAAAAAGCCGAAGAGCUGCUUCAGCUGCCUGGGAACAGAGUCGGGUCUUUUAUGGUCAGAGAGAGCAGAAGAGGUGUGUAUAGCUUGUCUGUGCGCCAAAGAGCUAUAGUGCAUUACCGGAUACGCCGUCUGCCAAACAACUGGUACUUCAUUUCUCCACGGCUAACGUUCCAGUGCCUAGAGGACCUGGUCAACCACUACUCUGACAUAGCAGAUGGUCUGUGUUGUAUACUCACUGGUCCUUGCCUGGCAGCCCCUGACCCAGCACGCAUCUCUCAGUCUGCUCCUAUACUGAGACCUCACAGCAUUAACUGGACGACAGUGGACAGAAUGGAGCUUGACCAGCAGAAUACCACUGGCGCCUCUGCACAACGGGAAUCUUACAUCAGUGCUGGACUGCAGGACAGUGUAUCAUCCUAUCUCUCUCUGGCAGGAGUGGAAGAGAAAAAUAGGCAUAGCAGGAAGAGGAAGAAGUGGAGAUCUAUCAACACAUUUUCAAGUCGACGUAUGUACAGUGCGGUUACAGAGGAAGAGGACAACGAGGAGGACUAUUAAACAAAAAGAACAAAACAAUCAUAAGUAAAAUCUAUACGCCAAAUAGACACAUCUAAGGAAUACGUUUCUUUUCUUUCUAUAGUUUAGGAGGACAACUUGACAUUGUCGCUCAAACAAAUGAAGUAUUUUGCUCAAACUGUUGCACCAUUUUCACACAGUUUCCCACCGUCUGCUCCUUAUUACCAAAGAUGGACAAAGAAUAUUUAUUCUUGUACUUUGUCCUUUAUCCUUUAUCUUGUGUACCAGCCACUCAUUAUUCACGCACUUACCAUAAGCAAAGCCUGGUGGAACAGAGAUGAGGAAGAGGAUGAGGCCAGAUGAAGGCUGGCGAUGUCGGCACCAUUUCUGUCUGCUCCCACUGUCACUCUUGUGGGGUCUCCUCCGAAAAGAGCGAUGUUCUCCUGUACCCACCCCAGUGCCGCUGCCUGGUCCUGCAGCCCAUAGUUCUCAGAAAGAGUACUGGAACCUGUAAACAUGAAGCUAUGUGAACUAAAAGGCUGUGAAUGAGUUUUUACAAUCCACAAUCCAGUCAUCUGUAACUAAUGGAUACCAUAGUUAACAAUAGAAGUCAAAAUCUGUGUUAUUACACCAUAAGAGUCCACACUAAAAUUUGCACCUAAAGCGUAGUAUUCUUCAAAGAUUAGAAAGUUAGUGUUGUCUGGAACAGACUAGCUUCUUACUAUGUAAUUAAAUAAAUAUGAUAAAAAAAUAAAGCUAUAUAGUAAAAACAAUGUGUAUCUGUAUGUUGCCGGAGUGUAUAGUGCCUGUGCUAAGGAAUCCGAAAGCAGCCACUCUGAAGUUUGCGAUCACAACGAUGAUGUUUCCUACAGCAGCGAGGUAAGAGCCAUCUAGUAAGCUGGAGUCAGCAUUAUGGAAGAACACUAGGACUGAAGUAGGCUGCUUCUGUAACAUAAACACACACACACACAAAAUCAAUAUUGCACUACAGAAGGCAGAAAUAAGAGUUUAUGGGCACACUAUUUACACAGUAUAUGUGCAUUAAACAAUGUUGUAUUUUUGUGUGUGUGUGUGCGAGAGAGAGAGAGAAAGAGAGAGAAAGAGAGAGAGCGAGAGAGAGCGAGAGAGAAAGAGAGAGAAAGAGAGAGAGAGAGAGAGAGAGAGAGAGAGAGAAGCUCAUCAGGACCUACCACACUGCUGGGUACAAAUAUGUUGAGGUAGAGACAGUCCUCACUGGAGCUGGAUUUAUCAGUGUCACCAGGCUGAAGACAAGAGGGCCUGAAACAUAUCCAAGAUUUAAACCCAAAUAUCCAUACAAUAAGCAAUUGCAAAUCAGCACAGAACAGGACUGUAAUCAGAAUUGGCAACUUAAGUCCAAAAGUGCUUAAGUUGAUUUUCCGGAUGCACCAUUCAGAUUAUGCAAAUCACAUAGUUCACGCCUCAGAAACUGCCACAUUUUUUCUUGAGUAGAGGUGUACAGAGAAGAGACCACCUUGCCUUUAAGCAUGAAAAAUUUGGGGAAGAGAAAAUGCAGAAGAAAGAAGCAGUUUUUUUUUCUUUGCUGGCAAAACAAUGAUAUAAAAGCAAGUGAGGAUUUAAAAGUUGCAGUGUUUGCAUUAUAUUUUUAGCUCUUGCGUUGACAUAUAUAUUAAUAGCACUGGAUUUUACUUCAGAGUUAUAAAAUCAUAAUGUUCGCAUGGGAUUUUAUCCUAUUUUUGCCAUGCUUAUAAUUAGCUCAUUUGAGAUGUCAUGUUUAUAAAAUAAUGCCAAUGUUCUAGUUCAUUCGAGGUGCUCUCCUGCAAAAGAAAAUAUGCAGACGGUUUGACCAAUGUUACAGUUACAGCUCACAUUAAGUGUAGUUCAUAAUUUUAUCCAUAAAAAUGUCGUUCUUUGAGAUGCACAAUGUUUCCAAUUAAGAUGCUGUCUCCUCCGAUGUGCAUGCUCAAAUUCCCUGCAACUGUCUGAAGAGCGCUUAAGUCUGUAAUUAUGUUUGAGACCUUCAUACUGAUGUGAACAAUUACAGUAUUAACCCCCCACUAUGUGCAUGUAACUCAACUCUGAAUACAGCAUGUGGAAACAGAAGUAAA
Molecule: messenger RNA, 3493 nt
Organism: Ictalurus furcatus (blue catfish)
Lineage: Eukaryota; Metazoa; Chordata; Actinopteri; Siluriformes; Ictaluridae
Product: src-like-adapter
Exons: 7
Coding region: 603-1448 (281 amino acids)
Molecular function (GO): protein binding
Source: RefSeq, a predicted model, not a curated record